This is a messenger RNA of Vicia faba (fava bean), 798 nucleotides long. The record is from the annotation of a GenBank genome assembly. NCBI's taxonomy places the organism in Eukaryota, Viridiplantae, Streptophyta, Magnoliopsida, Fabales, Fabaceae.
AUGACCGUCAUCGACAUUCUCUUCCGUGUCGACGCCGUCUGCAAAAAAUACGAAAAAUACGACAUUGACAAACAGCGUGAACUCAACGCUUACGGUGAUGACGCCUUCGCCCGUCUCUAUGCUGCCGUCGAUUCCACCAUUCAACAAGCCCUCAAUAAAUCUGAGGCUGCGUCCAAGGAGACUAACAGGGCUGCUGCUGCGGCUAUGAAUGCUGAGGUUCGUAGAGCCAAGGGGAGAUUGAUGGAUGAAGUUCCUAAACUCCACAAACUCGCUAAUAAGAAGGUUAAAGGUCUCACAAAGGAAGACAUAGCCAUUCGUCAAGAUCUUGUUGACGUAUUGCCAGAAAGAAUCCAAGCAAUACCGGAUGGUAUUACAUCUGCUGCUAAUCAGACCGGAGGAUGGGCGGCUACUUCAUCCCAUCCGCAUAUCAAGUUUGAUACACCAGAGGGACAUAUUGGCAGUGAUUAUUUCAAUCCAAGUGAAGAAUCCAGUCAGUUUCGAUCAGAAUAUGAACUGCGCAAGAUGAAACAGGAUGAAGGACUUGAUAUCAUAUCAGAAGGAUUGGAUACUUUGAAAAAUCUAGCACAUGAUAUGAAUGAGGAAAUAGACCGACAAGUUCCUUUAAUGGAUGAAAUUGACACAAAGGUGGAUAAAGCAACAAGUGAUGUGAGAAACACUAACUUACGGCUGAAGAAAACUCUCACCGAGCUGAGGUCCAGUCGAAAUUUCUGCAUCGACAUCACUCUAAUGUGCGUUCUUCUUGGAAUCGUUAUGUAUUUAUACAAUGCACUGAGGUGA